This is a messenger RNA of Sclerotinia trifoliorum, 9954 nucleotides long. NCBI's taxonomy places the organism in Eukaryota, Fungi, Ascomycota, Leotiomycetes, Helotiales, Sclerotiniaceae. The record is from the annotation of a GenBank genome assembly.
GAUGAAUUGGACCACCAAAACCUGCCAGUCUAUAUCUUGGCUCCUCAUUACAAACAAUGAUUUCGCGCUCAAGGGUUAGAAGCCCGUGAAGGCCGAGAGAUUGAUUGAUUGUGCUUGGAACUUCAAUGUUGUUUCAACUGGAAAAAGAUGGAGACUUGGCACAACCCAAUGCUCUACACAACCAAAUGAUCAGUGUCAACAAAUCUCUCCGGCUACAUGGUCGGUAAGGAUGAGUCGUAGACUCAUUGACCUUGGGAUAUUGGCAUAUCUUUUCUCGGACGUAUUACUCGAAGAGUGCUAUUGCCCCCAGUGUCGAGCACAUUUCACCACCGAGAAAUCAUGAAGUCAAGUACUGAUGGAGCGAAGGCAUUGUCUAUCUUUGAAUGCUCCCCACAUUAUCUCUGCCUCGAGUCCAAAUGGAGUCGUUGGACGUGAUCUAUUAUUAGUCUUUUCGGUGCCGGUUUUGAGAUCAUUGAUUCAAUAAGUUACGGAAGGAUUAGAUAUUACCAUUCACAACGCUUUAAUUUCAGCUCAUCUAAACCAUCUUUCCAUUCCAUUCAUUGUUCUCCGGAAUUCAAUAAGCAUCAAUCAAAUCACUUCAGUCUUUGAUUCCUUUCAGGUAUCUUCGACGAAUAUAAAGUUAUCGAACUUGAAGUGGAAGGUCGUGUCCAUGUGGUUUUGAGACUUAGUAAGUUUCAUUUGAAACCGUGCCUCCUAGUAAGACCCACGCACAGAACAACUUCCAUCCUAACAGGACUCUCUAUACCCAAGGACUAUGGUUAUUCUAGUUUGAGUCUCUGUUGAAAAAUUCAUUUCAGGCAAUGCCGGUACCUGUCAUUGUUAGAGCUUGUGUUACAGUUUACUUCAACACUUGUCUGAUUUAGGGCAUUCAUUCCAAAUAGAGUAGAUACCGUGCCCUGAUCGUCGUUUAGGAACCCAUUCAGUCGGUGUUUUCUUCAAUUGGAAAAUACUACUGGAGUGAUGGUAGCCUUGUUAUGAACUCAUCUUGCAUUCCAGUCCCCUCUCUUUUUCAUCAAAUCUAAAAAUCCUGAUAUUAACAGUUGUUGUUGACGACGCCGGCGCCGAACAUGAGCUCGCGUUGAUAGCUACGAACAUAAUGUUCACUCAUGAUUUUCUUUUCUUAACAUUAUUACCCAUAGAUUGGGCAUUUACAUCAUAAUAAUUCUUUUCAAAUUUGUGCCGCGAUGACUAUACCGGAUGCCGUUCAGACCUUGUCGGCUGCAUUCUCAUUGUCAGUUCAUCAACUCGAAUAUCUUUCAAGUUCUUGCUAACAUUCAACAUAGUGGUAUACUUCUGCAGGCAGCAACUGGCGCAUUUCUUAUAUACUUUAGGGGUCAUGGUUCAAAUGUUUUCAAGGACGGCCGGAGGCUGGUCCUCUUACUAUUCUUGUUGUUUAGUGUAUUGUGGGCGCAAAUCGAUUUCUUGGAGCUCUUGAUGCCAACGACAGGUACCGGAACUUGUCAGGCGGGAUUAAUAUUUACAACGAGUUUCGAUCAGUCAGCGAGGGUGGCACUCGAACAGUUCUUGUUGUGGUCGAUUGGUCAUGGAACGAAGAUCACCGCUAUUCGAGCUAUUUUACAAGGUCUAUUGGGCACCCGAUUGAUAGUGGGAGGUAUUUUGGCUGGAGUUACUCGUCCUCAAUUCGCACCUACAUGUGUUGCCACUACUUCGAUAUUACCUGUCGCAAUUGUAGUUCUGGUCAUGGACCUUAUCAUAGUUGGGGCUCUACUCGUCCAAGCUGGCUCUUUGGGAAUGUUUAGAGACAGCCGUGAAGAACGAAAAUUGCAGAAUAGAGCUUUAUUGCUCGUCAUUGCAGGUUUCGCCAUCUGGACUGUAGUAUGUGCUCGCAAACUGUCUUUGACUCAAAUGCUGAUACAAAUUUAGACCAGUGUACCCAUGCUUCUUGGGAUACCUAGCAUUGAUUUGAUCGCUCGAACUGUCGUACCUGCAAAUGGCCUUCUUGUGCUCAUUGGUAUGUGCUAUUCAUCCAUGGCUGCCAGGAUAUACUAAUAUAGAUUGUAGGCAUCAUUACCGCUUACCCGGUGGCAUUGUUGUCUCCGAAGCAAGAGGAUGCUGUGACCGCGGGUGCAAAAUCUCCAUUUUCCACAAGCCCAAUGGCGAUAUCUCGAGGAAUGUUUCAAAAUAGUAUAGGAGAUGAAGGAUCCUCUGUAAUUGGUCGUCCUGGCACUAAAAGUCAAUUGUUUGUAGCCAAUCCUUCCUCAACACCAACCUCAAGAGAUGUGCGGGGCUUCACAAAACUCGCCGACGAUGGAAACUCAGGAGAAGCGCAAAAUGCUUCUGGUUACCAGGCUCCAAGUGGUGCUUACCCCACCGUCUUUGGUGCAUCAUCAUUGGUAACGGGUCAAGAAGUACCCGGACCAGCGACUGAGCAAUUCGUCAACCCUUCUAUCUCAACUCCAGUAUCUUCCAAACGUCCAAAGGUAUCUGUACGAGGUCUUGCCAUAUCCAAACCUAUAGUCAACGAUGAAACGGAUCCUGAUACACCUUUUUCACGAAUUGCAACAAUCGAUCUCAAGACUGCUAUUAUGAACGACCGCGAACGAAGAACAAUGGCCAGCAAGAAGUCCCUGCCCAAUGCUCCGAGAGCGGACUUUCAACGAUCAAGAAUGUCACCGGAGGAUAUUUUAAACAAAGCAAAUGAAGUUGCACAAAAAGGGGUAUCAAAUCAGGCUAAUGAGUGGAUGGCUGCAUCGGGUUUGUCAACUUCUGCAUUACUCUCUCCUGCACGUGAUGAAGUGCGACGUCGCUCGCCACGAGGAGUUAAUAACCUGGAAACAUUGGAGGAGAAGCAAACUUUCAGACCUGUCGCAGGGUUACCAAUGAAUCCUAGAUCUCAGAAAUCAACAAUGUCUCAACAGAGAGGAGAGCCUCAACCACAAACAGUCAUGUUAGUGAAUGAUAUUAUUUACGACAACCCUGCAGUGGUAGAGUCCAUUAUCAGCAGAACUCCAGCACAUAUCAAAGAAAAAUCCUUAAUGGAAUUGUCACCGUUAACUCCUUAUACUUCGGGAUUUGAACCACGGGAAUCAAUUAUACAGAGAGCAAGGCCUAUUCCAAGACACAAAAAUACUGGACUGUUUGGAAACGAGCCUUUGCCUGUUCAUAGACGUAGCAAAUCAAGCUCUGCAAUAUUGGGCAAAAAGUUCUUGCUCACUUCUACCCCGGGUAGUCCAUCACAGCUGCCUCCACUUCCAAAGCCACCUCCGGUGUAUACUGCUUCCAAGCUGAAGAAGCUUUUACCUAAUGACACGAAAAGCAUGACCUUCGAAGAGAAGAUAGAAUUUCUGUUCCCAGCUCCGCCAGGAGUAAGUCUACUUGAUAAUCGUCGCUCGUCCGUCCCAGAUCUUCCAAGCAUGGCUAGCAAAUUAGCUACUUCAAUCGAGUUAGAGCAUGGUAACUCUGUCUCUAAACGGACAACAACCAUUGCGUUACUCACCCCACAAGAAUAUCCAGCCAAACAAAACUCCACAGAAGUGGAUUCAAACCGCGAAACAUAUCUUUCAGAUGCAGUAGAAAGUGUUUCAAAGACUUUGGUGGCAAAUCGUAAUUUUACCAAUGAAAAUAUUCUCGAGUUGGUUAGCAAAACGCUAUCCAAUGACUCUCGUGAAAGAGAUGCACAAGUGUCGAGCCCUGCGGAGGAAGGUUACGUGAGCUAUAUUAGUCCAUCAAAUGCAUCUGACACAUAUAGAGGUUCCUCGUAUUCUGCAUUUUCACCGCAGAGAAGUCAGAGAUUUUUGGAUGAUCUUGAGAGGUUAGAAAUAAUGUCAGAAAUAGCAAUAGAGGAAAAUGAAGGCGAAAGCGACGAGGCUAUGGUUGUUACGAUCAAUUCUGCUGAAAAUCGAAAAUCCAUGCCAGAAUCUGUGGCUGAUGACAGCGAGUCCUUCAUUUUUGAUAUUAAUGGCUUACCUGUUGAGGCAAAACACUCUACUUCAACAUGGCACCGACGUAUCGGUGACGAACUGCCUACUUUCUCUGAUCGGCGAUUGAAGCAUGGCUCACGGAAAAUAUCUCCACCAACGGCUUUAUUGUUAGAACCAGCGCGGGGUAGGGCUUCUCCCAUUCUCAUUCGCAACGUUGAACCAUCUCCAGCAUUAGACUCGCCAGGAAGGGCUCUACAAGACAUUAAAGACCAACUGAAUCGAAUUGAACAGCCAAGACGCGCAUCAUUGAGAUCAAUUCUUAGUCGUAUGCCAGCUACGGAAAAUGUUGGAGGCUUUGGAAGUGAUGAUGGAUUGGAAAGGCUACGAUUACUCGAAACUCUUGAGCGAGAGAUGGGUGAGCAGGAGAACGAUUGGCAAAAGAUGCAUCAGAACUUUAGUCGGGAUUCUAUGUCCUCGAUUGGAACUCUUGCGACUCCAAGAUCCGAGGCCUCUCCUGAACUAACAAGAUCUGCCAUGGAUACAAGGGCAUCGCAAAGAUUAUCGUUGGGAUUACGCCGUAGUUCGUCUCGACUCAUACGUCAAAGAAUGAGAGAUAAUUCGAACGGGACGUCUGCAGAAGCUGAAAUUGUACCUUACCAAAUUCAGGAAAGUUCCAGUCUUGGUGGUUGGCAGCAGCGCCUAGCUGAUGCACAGAUGUCCUACAUGGAAAAUGUCCCAACUGUAUCUCAUUCUCGCAAUAGCAGUAUGAAUUUCUUAUCGGUUUCCAAAGCACCAAAUGCACCAUUGGAAAGUCCUACUCCUACGCAGAGCAUGUUGGAGAUCGAGUCCGAAAGCGAAUAUGGAAGUGAAGGAGAAAUUGAGGAGGAUGAACGUUCAAUUCCUUCGCCAUAUUAUCCAGCGUCAUUAUGGCAGCCAGUGGUGCAAUCACCCAAAGCAGCUGCCUCAUUCCUUUGGAGCUCUGCCAAUGACACGCCCGCUAGUCAAUCUCCCGAGCCUCCAGCAAAGAAUAUCCGCCCGGCUCAGCGGCAAAUUGGCGCUGAAAUGCUCCCCAGCAGUGGUGAUUUGUGGUCAAAGCCAUCUCCGAAUAUGCGACCCGGCAGUGUUUUGGUGCAAGGAUUGUGGACAUCAAAAUCAGUCCGAUCAUCCACAGUCAAAGCUCGCCCCGUGACCCAGAGACCUCCAAGGAGAUCUAAGCGUACCACACUUUUAGCAGACAUUGGUAAGUGUCUAUUGCUGUUAUAUUGCUAAAUAUAUAAAUGCUUAGCUAACAAUAAAUAGUCGAGAACCCUGAACCUCUCCCUAACAAACGCGAUACAUUAGGAAUAUUCCAAUUCCCCUGGGGAGAGCGAUCUGACACAGCCAUGCCCCAACAAACUUACAACCCAUUCUUCCAAACGGGACCAGCCUUGAACGCAGCCCUCGACUCAAGAUCUCGUCAAUUGGAGCCUGACUCAUUAGAAUAUUCGUCUACAUCUUUCUUUGAGGAUUACGACGAGGAAUACGAGCUUGGCUCCGAUAUGACUUCAGAAAGUGAAGAUGAGUUUGACGAGACCACUUUGUGGGAAAUAGCAAGCAUGCUUAAGUCUUCUGAUGUUCCCUCAAAGGACAGCCUCUUGCCACCGAUACGGCCUUCGGAAGAUAUUGUUGAUGAUUACGAGGAUUAUGAAACUAGCUCGGAGACUGAUUUCAGCUCGGAGGACGAAGAUUAUGAGGAGUUUAACAAUAAUAAUGAAUAUUAUGGAGAAUACUAUGAUGAGGCUAGAAACUCAACCAUUAUAUUUUCUCAUGAAGACGACUUCGAUCUAGAUGAUGAGGUUGAUCCUGGUAUGGCAGCGCCUGUCGCCAAUUUUUAUGAAGAGAACUCCGAAGACUUGUUCGUGCUUUCAGGUGAUUCACCUAGGGUUUUUGUUGAAGACCCACUGCUUUUGGAUAACAGCAUAUCGGCAGAUACAAAGAUAUCUGAGUAUGGCUUACCUCAACCAAGUCCUAAUAUGUGGAAAUCAUAUAUCCCAUCAUCGCAAGGCACAGUUCGAACACAACCUCAUCCACCGUCGCCGAUGCAAAAACUCAACAGCCAUAAUCUUUGGACUGGAGGAGAAAGUGACUUUUUGGAGGAAGAUUCAAUCGCAGAUUCCUACUUCGAGCCCGAGUUGCUACCCAUAACUGUCAGAACCCUCAUGUGGAGUGCCCCAGCGGUGUUCGUCGAAGUACCAAGUUUUGGCCUCUUCUCUGUAGAGGCUAGGCGUCAGAAUUUCCGCUCAACUACCGAAAUACCGGCUGCCAUUGGUCUCAAAAAGAUUCAACGGGUGAUCUCAUCCCCAUUACCUGUAAUUUCAACUAAGAAAUUAUGGUCGCUAGCAGGGCUUGCGCGGCCUACCAGCAAAAACUGGCUGUUGAUCAGUGCGGCCAAACCAACUCCAUCCAGAGCUGCCGAUAGCCACACUUUCCUAUGGACCGCAAGUCCAAUAGUCGCCGAUGUUACCAGCAAGGGUCUAUUUCAACGGAGGUCAUCGCGUAUUCAAAAUUAUCGCAACAGCGAGCUAGACCCAGCCGCAUUGAUUUUGACCUCCAAAGGACGAAGUAAGCCAGGAGCCCUUUCAAAGCUGGUAUCAAAUAGACUUUGGCGCCGACCGUCUUUAUUGCUUCUAGAGCGUGAUCACGAUUGGAUCUCAGAGUCGUCAAUUCGACCAAGUAGUCCGUCCAUAGCAUCAGAGACAAGUUCUGGAAGAUCAUCUCCUGAUAUAUCGGAUGCAUCUUCCAUUGCUUCCACGAGUACCAAAGCAUCAUCACUGUUCUCUUUAGCUUCUAUUUCAAUGCGAAGAACGCUUUCAGCCAAAAAGAAUGAAGACUUUAUACCGCCGCCGCCGCCUCCUAUUGACUUAGCCAAGUAUCAGUCAAAGCUUCCUGUUCGUCAAGUUUCUCUUAAACCUACUCAAAGACCUCCCCCGAAAGCUGAAUCCUCAAAGCCAUUCAGGCAAUCAGGUGUUUUGUCCUACAGGGAUAUUUUUGAGGCAAAACUUCCCCUUAGCUCGGAGAAGCCCCAGUUACCAAGAUUUCGCAGAUCUGUGGUGCCAACGAAGCCGGUCAAGCCAGCCCACAGAGCUAUUAGACAUAAAUAUAGAAAUACCAUCGCUUUCCGUGCCAAUUGGGAGGAUGCUUUGAAUGAAGCUAUCAUUGCAGGGCUGCCUAGAUUCAAGGCGACAGCUGCUGAUUGGGGCCUUGCUUUGAGUGAAGCUGUAACUCUCGGGGCGCAAAGUAUCGAACCUCUUCAAACCUCUUUACACAGCUUGGCACCAGUUGCCACAGAGGAGGUACUGGAAGACGUCGUAGGCCAAACAUACUCCGCUGUCUAUAAUCCCGCAAUAGUCCAUCCGGUUUUCUUUACGAAAACCCUUGUCUCAGAUGUAGACAGUAUUCAUCCUGCUGCUAUCGGACAUACGCAGCUUCUACGUCUCACAGCCAGUGUUAAUGAUUGGGACCGAGCGCUGGGAAAGACUGCUUCUACUGACACAACACGAAUGCAGCGGCCGACUGCAUUCGCGUUCAUGUGGAAAGAUGCCCUAAAGGAGGCUAUCGCUGCAGGAACCCCUAAGGAAGUGAAGAGAAUCAGUGUUAUCGAGAUUCAACAAAGUACAGCGAUGAGUAAUGCUAGUGACUUUACAAGCUACAACGUUGCAUUUCGUCAUCCGGUCUUCUUUACUACUACUCUCGUCUCGACCGCAAUGGAUAUUCAUCCCGCUUGUAUCGGGCACUGUCUUGUGACAAGUUCUCAUCCAAUGUUCAAGCCUAGUCUCUGGAUCCCUAAACUAGUGAGCAUGACGUCACUUGCAAGUAUUGGUCUGUGGAGACAACAACUUUCUGCUCUAGAGAAACUGCAGCCAGUUCUUGAGGAAUUGGUAUCUGAGUCUAAGCGAAGAUUCACGGUACAAAAAACUAUGAAACUACCAAUUCUGGAAUCUCAUGAGUUGUGGCAACCAGCUGCAAUCAUACCCGUUUCCAAGAAUUGGCUUCACACCUCAAGCAAGUCCAAUGCAAGCCGCGAGUUACUCUUUCAAAGGUCUGUCUUCACUGUUACCAACCACAUCGGUGGUCUCAUGUGGAAACCAUCGACACGAACAAUUAGGUCUACCCCGGAUAUGUUCGCGAGCAUUAAGCACGAGUAUAUCCAAAGAACUACUACUGCUCGCUCUUCCCCUCUUCCGUGCAUUGAGUCUACCGAACUCUACAAAGUGUCAGAAAAGAGUAAGCCCGAAAUGAACUGGUUGAAUGCAUCUAUCGGGACACGAGUUAAAGUUCAGGACGCUUCAAUCAUGUGGGCAGUCAAUGGGUCAUCUGUGCCGGAAUUGUUCUCAGACAUGACGUAUGAACGUAUCAAGAGGGUCUCUGGCACGCCCUCAGCUGUCCUCCCACAUCUGGAGUCCUCUGAGCUCUUCAAGCUUAAAGAUCAAUCGAGCAUAGAAAUUGAUUGGCUGCGUUUAUCUAUCCCACCCAUCGUUACUAUCCCAAGCGAAUCCAUGAUGUGGACAGCAUCCUCUGUGGGAACCACAUGUAAGCCAAAUUUGUUCGCUGAUGUAAAAGUCAACCAUGCUAGAAGGGUCUUUGCCGUUCGUCCUUCCAAUUUGCCUCGUCUAAGCUCCACGGGGCUUUUCAAAAUGAACACUGAGAAAAAGACCGAAGUUGAUUGGCUACAUGUAUCCGUCUCUAAGCCAGUGAACGACGAACCUGUCACCAAAUUCAUAACCAUUAAGUCAUCAGUUGUUGCAGAGCCUACAUUCGAGCAGUUAAUGGCUGAUGUGGAAGCACUUACUGAAGAGGAAAUUGCUGAAUUACUAGCAGCUGAGGAGUUCAAAACAGAAGAAGACACGAUAGCAAAGCUUGUCAUGGAUGAGCCUCUAGUCAUGAAUCAAUUACGAGUUGGAGGUCUGUGGAGCCCAUCACCAAAGGUCACAAUAGAAGAAACCACCGGUACAUGGAAAAUAUCCUCAUCGACUGCAAUUGCUCGCCCCGACAUCUUCAUCAAGAGCGAUAUGUUGUAUUCUCACAAGUCGUCAACCCCUUCCCAGAUGAGUCUUCCGAGACUCGAGUCAUCAAAACUUUUCAUUCCGAGCUCCACUUCCAAGAUUGAAAUCGACUGGCUUCACAAUUCCUGCUUGUCGCCCGUCUCGAGAUUAGCAGAGAUACUGACUCCAAAGGCUCCUGAAAAUCUAGUCGACUUUAUUCCAUCUUUGACAGUCACAAAUUCAAAGACUUGGAUGCCCAAUUCGUCAACUGUAGCACAGGUCUCUGUGGAAGGUAUGUGGAUGGCGCCUAUAACAAACAAUAUUGUUGAGCUCUCUAUGUUCUGUGAACCACGGGUUCGACCUUUGAUUAGAAGGAACAGACAAGAAGUCGAGAAGAAAAUCGAAAGUACCGAAUUAUGGACAAAUCAGAGAAGCACUUCCGAAAGCCUCAAACACUGGUUGUUGGGCUGAGCAGUAAUAUGAAUGAAUGAUCUGGGAUAUCUAUUGUAAAUGAUGUAUAUUUGGGUUUGCUAUAAUUUGUGCGCUUGGGAUGUUCUCUUGGCAGAACAUGUGCGAGACUGAUGGUAAAACCGGGUGGUAAAGGUCAGGACGGUGUAUAGUGGAUAUGGUGUAAGGAAUAAUGAUACCCGCCAAGUAUGUAGAUAUUUUACUCACAAGCCAUUUCUGGCAUUUCUCCUUAGCUCUGUUGAAUAUACGUUAGCUUUAUGCUAUUCUGCCUCAUUUUCCUGCAUGUAACGAUUCUCACGUGUACCUUAGCGAAGUUUACUUGCUUACAAUGAUCAUAUGUGAGACCCAUGCUGCAGGUGGCUGUCUCGGCGCCGUUUCUCGAUUGUUGAGGAUGAGGAGAGCGUUGUAUACAUGAGGAAAUUGAGUAUCAAACUGAUACAGAACAAGCUGAGAAAAGCCUCAGAUUUCAAAUCCAUAUUGCUGCACUUUAAAGACUUUGCACACCUCCAAACACCAUGAUUUUAGAAAAGAAACCGAGUUAAUAUUCUGCAGGGACAGAAACC